Apus apus (common swift) is the source of this 2556-nucleotide messenger RNA. RefSeq names its product mesothelin-like protein. The coding region runs from base 1 to 2556 and encodes 851 amino acids. Gene Ontology annotation, biological process: cell-matrix adhesion. The transcript has 16 exons. The record is from RefSeq and is a predicted model, not a curated record. NCBI's taxonomy places the organism in Eukaryota, Metazoa, Chordata, Aves, Apodiformes, Apodidae. Gene Ontology annotation, cellular component: cell surface.
AUGUGGCUGGAGAUGAGGGGGCUGUCACCUUUGUUCCGUGUCUUGGCACCAAGUGCUGCUGUGACUAGGGACGUUUUCCGCUUUCCAGCCCUGCUCCCUCGUCGCUGCCGCGGGGCCGUUCUCUGCACCGUCCACGAAUCCACCGGUGUGUUGGGAACGGGGGGUCGUGAUCAGUUCACCCUCUGGUCUCUCAAUCCACCCCGUGCUGCCUGGGCUGGCGUCUUCCACAGUGUGGCCGGUGCGGUGCUGGGGGCUUCCAGGAAUGAGCCCAGACCAGUCCAGCAGGACCAGCCCCAGGGCUUCAACCCGGCCAACCUGUUGUGGGUCCUCGCCCAGCUGAGAUCCCCCUCCCUGGCCGAAACCACCUACCUGAAAGCCUUCCUGGAUUUAGUAACUCUGACACAGAUGACCAAGGAUGCCCGAGGUUUCUCCACAGACCUGGCGAAAGUGGCAGUGGCCACCCUGAUCAUCGGAGCUGUCCUGUCUGCCGCCGAGCAACACCCUGACCUUGGGGCACUGGUGUGUGACAUGGAGCCUGAGACCAUCACAGCCUCAGACCCCAGUGUCCUGGAGAACCUGAAGCUCUGCCCAGAGCUGACAGGGGCCCAGCAGGACGCCCUCAAUGCUGUGCUCCUUGGGGGUGGCACAGUGUAUGGGGACCCUUCCAGCUGGGAUUUACAGACUCUACAAAGUUUGGGGCCGCUCGUGCUGGCUUUGAACCAGACCACACUGAGCUUGGUGGCCAAGGCAACACGGGAGGCUUUUGGCAGGACAAUCGCAGCCACUUACAGCAGCCAGGGACAUUCCCAGUGGGAAAAGUCCCUGACCCUCCUCAGGGCCUUCCCAGCAGCAGUGGCUUUGUCUCGACCCAGGCUGAAGAGGACCACAGAAGGUGAGGAAGAAACACCUGACAUGUCCUUCCUGCCCACAGGCUGCUCAUCCAGCCCCAUCACAGCCAGCACCAUCUCCACCUUGUUAGUCCUCACAUACAGCAUCGAGGAGUUCAACCUGUGCCUGAGCGAUGAGGUUUUAAAAGCAAACCUGGAGCUGCUGUCUGAGCAGCCCCUCCCCACGACGUACCUCAGGGUCCUGAAAAGAAAGCUGUCACAGAUUUACCCCUCGGGGAUCCCGGAGAAGCAGCUGAAGGAGCUCGGGACACUGUCCCGCCUGUACACGCCGAAGGAGAUCAGCCAGUGGAUGGUGACCUCCAGUGACACACUCCUGGCCCUGCUUGACCCCUCAGAUGGCCAGUGGAACCCUGCCCAGGUCAACCAGCUGCUGAAAAGGUACAGGGCCCUGGGGGGCACCUUGAUGGGCUCCACCUUGACGGGGCCCUUGCUCCAGACAAUUGGGGGGAGAAACCUGUGUAAUCUGCAGGAGGAGCAGAUCGAUAAAAUACCUCUAGAAUCCAUCAGGACUGCUGGGCAGUUAAACAUUUCUUCCUGCUCUCAAACGAAGAAGGACCAGCUCUACAGAAAAGCCCAUGAGGUCUUUGGUGACAAGGCUGAGUCCACCAGUGUCUAUUACUGCCACAUUUGGCCAUACCUGGGUGGAGCUCCAGCAGAUGACCUGAAAAGCUUGGCUAAGAGAGGCACUGCCAUAAACAUGGACAUGGGCACCUUCCUUAACCUAAAUCCCAAGGAACUGCAGAAACUCAGCAUCAUGGAUGUGAAAAAUUUGCUUGGGAAAAACCUCCAUUACCUGAAGGCAGCUGAAAACGAGACGGUGGUGGUGGACUGGGUGAAGAGACAGUCCCAGCAGGAGCUGGACUGUAUCCUGGGAAUUGGCCUGCAAGGGGGGAUGGUGGAGCCCAACCCCACAGGGACUCACACCCCUCCUCACCCCACUGCCUCAGCCAGCACCACAGACCUUGUCCCCAUGCCCACCACCCUCACCACUGCCCCCAUCCCUUCUGCCAGCUCAAGUAAGGCCACCCCUCCUGGUGCCACCCUCCUCACCACCCUCCUCACUGCUGUCAAGUCCAACACCACCUCUCCCAGCUCCGUCCCACCCGCUGCUCAUGGGACCACCACCCCCAGUGUUGGUACUAACCCAGCUGUUACCUUCCACAACACCAGCACACCCUUGGUGUCCAUGAGCCCUCCAGCACCUGGGGGUACCACCCACCCCACUCCUGCCACCCAUAGCACCAUCACCCUGAGCACCCACAACCCUCCCAGCACCCCUGCCCCUAACUCCACCUCUCCACCCGCCACCUCCACAGCCACAGAAAUUAACCUCUCUCCUCACAAGCCCACCUUGAUUCCCAGCUCCACCAUCUCCACCCAGAAGAGUGUUGUCUCCUCAGUGGCCGAGACUACAACAUUGCCUUGCACGACCAGUGCCCCUCCAGCACCUCCCAGCCCUUCUUCCACCACCACCAGCAGUGAGACCACUGAAAAGACACCCACAGCCGUGCCAGAGACCCCGAGACCAACACCUGAUGGAUACAUCCACGUGGUGCCUGAAGCUGGAUCAGGAUCCAGACCCUCCUCCUGCCUCGUGCCCAUCCUGGUGGCAGCCUUGGGAAGCUCCCUUCUCUGGGGGCUCCUCUGA